CGCGUCAUCUUCACUCCUCACAGACUUUCCUGCUUUCACUAGGAAGAACGCACUUCCUGCCCUCGCCUAAGUCUGAGGUGCCACUAACCUCCUCUUCUCUCUCCUGCUUUACUCAGCUCCCUCCGGCAGCGCGUUCCUCCCCACCCACACACCCCACCCCGGACCUGCCGCCAUCCUCUUCUUUGCUGCCUGUGCAGCCAGGACUCCUCUUCUAGGAGACCCACAGUCGCCUCCGCCCUCCUGGCUCUUGAAAGCUAGCUCUCCCAGCUGACAAGAAGACAUCACUAUCUCCGCUGCCUCCGCGGUCAACGCGGGCGCCGCGCGCUUUCGCCGCCAAGGCUACAGCACCGCCGCUGUUCUGAGGCCCAUCAUGGUCCCGGAGCAAACAGGUAGCAGGAAGCGGAAAGCGUCCGUUGUGGAGGCGGGCGCGGGGAGCUCGUCCUCGCAGAGCUUAGCGACAACUGGGCAAGGAGAGGGGCUCUUGCUGGCCAAGAAGCAGAAGGGGCUGGCUCAGCGUCGCUCCGUGGUGUACUACCUGAAGGGCCGCGAGGUGUGCUCAGGGGGCUGCGCCAAUCUCCGGGGCUUCGAGGGGCAGCUGCGCAGCUACGCAGUGCAGAGGCUGCCAGAGCUGCUGACCGAGCGUCAGCUAGCCCUGGGGACCCUCAACAAGGUGUUUGCGUCGCAGUGGCUGAACGCCAGGCAGGUGGUGUGCGGCACAAAAUGCAACACCCUCUUUGUGGUGGAUGUGCAGUCUGGCCAUAUCACACAUAUCCCUUUGAUGCAGGACAAGGUUCCUGCCCUGACCCACGCAGAGAUGGCCUCAGGUAUCCAUGCCAUCCAGCUGAAUCCCUCCAAGACUCUGUUAGCCACCGGGGGUGAAAAUCCUAACAGCCUAGGGGUCUACCAGCUGCCCACCCUAGACCCUGUAUGCCUGGGUGAUCAACAGGGUCACAAGGACUGGAUCUUUUCCAUCGCAUGGAUGAAUGACACUGUGGCAGUGAGUGGCUCUCGUGAUGGCACCAUGGCAUUGUGGCAAGUGGAUCCUGACAUGUUCAGUGGCAGUUCUGCCUGGCACAAUGAAAGGAGGCUUCCAGCAUAUGCGCAUAUCUGUCCAAGGGACAUUGAGGUGAUUCCCAGAGCCAGCAGCAACCCUGGUAAUCGGAAAGUAAGAGCCCUGGCAUUCAGUGGAAAGAACCAGGAGCUGGGAGCAGUAUCCUUGGAUGGUUACUUUCACCUGUGGAAAGCACGGAACAACCUAUUCAGAUUGCUGUCUAUCAGGCUGCCCUACUGCCGAGAGAACGUGUGCCUGACCUACUGUGAUGAGUUAUCUCUGUAUGCAGUCGGCUCCCAAUCACAUGUAUCUUUUCUUGAUCCACGCCAGCGCCAGCAGAACAUUCGACCACUAUGCUCCCGAGAGGGUGGCACAGGUGUGCGCUCACUGAGCUUCUACCAGUACAUCGUGACAGUGGGCACGGGUCACAGCUCCUUACUCUUUUAUGACAUCCGUGCACAGAAAUUCUUGGAGGAGAAGUCUGUACACAGCUUGGACUCCUUUCCUAGGCCUACAGGGAAGAAACUGAAACUCACCUGUGGGAGAGGCUGGCUGAACCAUGAUGACCUCUGGGUGAACUACUUUGGUGGUGUGGAGGACUUCCCCAAUGCACUCUACACCCACUGCUACAACUGGCCUGAGAUGAAGCUGUUUGUUGGAGGAGGUCCUCUCCCUUCUGGCCUACAUGGGAACUAUGCAGGCCUUUGGAGCUAAGGAUUGCAGCCUUAUUCUCAAAGUGAACAAAUUUGUCUUUCAUUUCAGUUAAUUUUGUUCAUUUUUCAUUUUUGCUUGUAGCUUUGUAUGAAUUUUGUCUUCCAGGUGGAAUUGCCUUAACCUACCUGUACUUCGUUUAGUCAUAGAGAUAAGGAGAGACAGAGAGAGAGAGACAGAGACAGA
This is a messenger RNA of Octodon degus (degu), 1948 nucleotides long. RefSeq names its product DDB1 and CUL4 associated factor 12 like 2 (gene Dcaf12l2). Lineage: Eukaryota; Metazoa; Chordata; Mammalia; Rodentia; Octodontidae. Gene Ontology annotation, molecular function: protein binding. The transcript has a single exon. Gene Ontology annotation, cellular component: Cul4-RING E3 ubiquitin ligase complex. Bases 371 to 1765 code for a protein of 464 amino acids. The record is from RefSeq and is a predicted model, not a curated record.